Aethina tumida (small hive beetle) is the source of this 1120-nucleotide messenger RNA. RefSeq names its product glucose dehydrogenase [FAD, quinone]-like. Lineage: Eukaryota; Metazoa; Arthropoda; Insecta; Coleoptera; Nitidulidae. Gene Ontology annotation, molecular function: oxidoreductase activity, acting on CH-OH group of donors; flavin adenine dinucleotide binding. The record is from RefSeq and is a predicted model, not a curated record. The transcript is spliced from 4 exons. The coding region runs from base 25 to 789 and encodes 254 amino acids.
UCCAAUGAUAUACAUUAACUAAGAAUGUACCAUAGUAAACUGUUGUUAAGUUGUUUGUAUUUUACAUUAAUAAAUACUGAAAAUGAAUUUCAGACAUUAGUGAACUAUGUAACAGAAAACAUUAAUGAAUCCGUAACGUACAAUCUUCCUAUAAAUAACAAUGAGUCAGUUUUUACGAAAAGUGCUGAAGUUCAAGAAUAUGGACAAUUCGACUUUAUUAUUGUGGGAGCAGGAUCUUCAGGAUGUGUAUUAGCUAACAAAUUAUCAAAAAAUGGCAAAUGGAAGAUUCUUUUAUUGGAAGCAGGAACGGAUGAUACAAAUUUUAGUGACAUUCCAGGAAUGGCUCCGUAUCUUUUAAAAUCAAAAAUGAAUUGGGGAUACUAUUCAAAGCCACAAACUAGAUGUUGUCAAGGCAUGAUGAACAAACAAUGUUUUAUUCCGCGUGGAAAAGUUAUGGGUGGCUCUAGUACCAUUAAUUUCAUAAUGUACACUCGAGGUAACAAAGAAGAUUAUAACCUAUGGCAGCAAAUGGGCAAUGACGGGUGGUCAUAUGACGAAAUAGAACCACAUUUUCGACAAUUAGAAAAUUGGCAGACUUAUGGAGAUCUAAAUUUGCAUGGAUUUGAAGGUCCCAUCAAUUGUAACAGAACUGCACCUGAAUCAGCACUUAAGCAACCCCUCUCGGAAGCGCUUCUAUCAAUGGGUUUGAAAAAACUAGAUUACAACGGAAAAUCACAAUUUGGAUUUGAUGAAGCUGUGUUAAAUAUCAAUUUUAAUAAGCGUGUGUAGCCGAAGGCGUGGAAUUUGUUAAAGAUCACGUUCGUUAUAGAUCUUUUGCUGUGCGAGAAGUAAUUUUAUCUGCAGGAGCUAUAAAUUCGCCACAAAUUUUAAUGUUGUCAGGUAUUGGACCCAAAGAAGAACUAGAAAAACAUAAUAUAAAACUAAUAAAGGAUCUCCCCGUGGGGAGAUUUUUACAAGAUCAUCCAAGAUUUGAUGGGUUCGUGGUCCGAACUAAUAUUUCAGACACACGUUAUAAUUUAACAGAAAGCUUAAGUAGAUACAUUUCUGCGUCAAGACCUUUGACUUUAGCAAAUCCUACUGAAAUUUUGGGGUUUAUAAA